UGAUUCUUGAAAUGCCCUGACCUGAACCAACAGCGUGACUACCAGGAAAAGAAUCCAACUGCCAAACAGAGUUGGAGUUAGAGAUGACCGUGAGCCUGCCCUCAUCUGUCCCAUUUGCAAACAACAGGCUUGGUACAUACUUCAGUCCUCAUUCCUAAGUCAGGGGAAUUGAGGAUCACGUCGACGCGCCAUUGCUCGAAAUCGAAAUCAUUUAUGUAACUUCCAUUCGAUCGAAAAAAGCCAAUUGCUUUUCAAGAACAAACAAUUAAUAGAGACUUUAUUAAAUUUUCUGAAGAAUGGUGAGUUCGACAACAUCUACGUUACGGACACGAAAUUUACGAAAAGCCCGAAACCACGCAAUUGUCAUAAGGCAUCAUCCCACAAACCCAAAACCCUCGCUCUCCGGCUGCGAACCUGAAACCAGAGAGCGCAUUCAUAUCGAAAAUGGCGAGAUCUGCUCUCCUCCACUUACUCCGCACUCAGUCGAAGCGCCAUAUUUCCUCAGGCAACCUGUUGUGUAGAUCUUUAGCAUCGCCUCAUACAUGGAGUUCCAGACCUAGUUUCAAUACUACCACCAAAUUUUCAGCUGGUAACAGAAGAUGGCUGUCUCAGAGCCCAGCUGCUGAAGAAGAAAACAAGAUCAGUAUUGGACCGCGAAGAGGGGUCGAACGUGGAGAAGAUGAGAAAGACAACAGCAUUGUUUACUAUGGUCCAAUUUCUUCCACUAUUAAGAAAGUGAAACUCCUAUCACUCUCCACCUGCUGCCUCUCUGUAUCCAUGGGACCGGUCAUAACCUUCAUGACAUUACCAGAAAUGAAUGUGAUAUUGAAGGGUGCUGUGGCAUCUUCGGUAAUAUUCCUUAGCGCUUCGACCACCGCGGCUCUUCACUGGUUUGUGAACCCAUAUGUUCACAAACUGAAAUGGCAGCCUGGCUCUGAUAGCUUCGAGGUGGAGAUGAUGUCGUGGUUAGCAACUCAUAUUCCGAGGACAAUCAAGUUCUCGGAUAUUAGAGCUCCUGAGACUAACAGGCCCUUUGUGACAUUCAAGGCGAAUGACGAUUUCUAUUUCAUCGACGAAAAGCACUGCCAUAAUAAGGCUUUGUUGGCCAGGCUGACCCCACAGAAACCUCCAGUUCAUGAGUCUGCUUUUAAGAACUUGUAAUUUGAACAGGGCUGAUGGAAACUUUGGAGGAUCUUUCAUUCAAGGCUUUUCCUUCUGAUGAUCUUCAAGAGACAACUGCCUUGACUUCACUUUUCUGCAUUUUUAGAGGGUUUUUGACCUUUGUGAGAUCACAUUGGAAAUUUUUGUUAUCUUUUGACUAGCCAUGUUUGCACUCUGCAUAAAAUAAAGAUGAUGAGAAUUGUGACAUAAA
Molecule: messenger RNA, 1372 nt
Organism: Syzygium oleosum
Lineage: Eukaryota; Viridiplantae; Streptophyta; Magnoliopsida; Myrtales; Myrtaceae
Exons: 2
Coding region: 445-1161 (238 amino acids)
Biological process (GO): mitochondrial proton-transporting ATP synthase complex assembly
Cellular component (GO): mitochondrial membrane
Source: RefSeq, a predicted model, not a curated record